AUGACUACUGAAGAGGUCAUACUGAACCCGUCCAAAUCUACUUUAAGUCCCAUUGCGGAGAAGAACCUGUUUCCGGCUCAGCUCAUGCUACCAAACAACGAGUGUAGCAGUGAACAGCUCGCGCCUCAUGUACAGGAGAAGCAAGUUUAUGAUGGAGACGUCGCUACUAUUCGAAGGGAAGAAAUCGUCGAGACUGACUCCCCUCCUACUCAAGCAGACAGAGUUAAACGAAGCGAGAACGAAAGUAAUCCUAUUGGUGCGUCCUGCAAUAAGGAUAUCCCGCCAGAGGCGAGUCUUCGCUCUCACUCGGAGAGUACGUCCCAUUGCAACCAACCAGAUUUGUCAUCUAUGCCGAAAGAUGGCAAGGUGGAGCCCAAAAUUUGUUUAAAGUGUGGUAAAACAUUUGCAAGCUGGCAGGGACUGCGUGGACAUCUUAAUCGUGUGAAUCCUUGCGAUCAUGAUACGACUGUACGACGACGAACCCCGGUGUCUAAAACGUGUCAUAAGUGUGGUAGAACAUUUUCGAGUCCACAGAGUCUCCGCAUCCACUUAAAUAAAAUGAAGCCAUGUGACCGGGAUAAAACAAGACCCAGGUCACCACCAGAACCACCGGCGACAACGCCUUGUCCUGUUUUGCAGGUAAUGAGUACUGAGGAGGUAAAAAUGGAACAACGGAAGGUAAAAGCUAGGUACCAAGCUCGCAAAGCGUAUCUUAAGAAACGUGGACGGCUUGAUGAACUUGGAAACCCUCCUUUGUUGCGCAUCCAAUCUAAUGAUGGUCUUAACGAUUUAGAAAAGACUGUUAAUGAAGAAGAGCAUCAAAGAGAGAUAUCAGAUGAAUCACUGCAGGAUGGUGAUAGUCUAGAUUUGAAAAUGUCUUCUGAGGCAAAAAAGCCGCGUACACAAGAGAAAGUAGCACAAGAAGUGGACAAAAUGGAUGACUUUUCCUCUAAUGUCAUCAAGCAAAAAAUAUCCGAGCCUCUUAUACCAACGUCGUCGCUGCAAGAUCCUUCAAAACGGCCAAUGGCCAGCGAAGGCAGCUUUUUCUACCGCUUAAAAUAUGACCAUGGCGGUGAUCUCCUUGCUGGUGGUUGCAGCUGUCCACCGUGUGUUCGACGAUGGGCGAGAAAUAUCAUGAAUCGAAUGCAGAAGCUUGAAGACGAAGUGGUAAUGUUACGUCAGCAAAAAUUGGUUGAAGAUAAAAGCAAUAAUGUUAUUACUGGUGCUAAUAAUGCAUCGAAUCACGAUGUAAGUUUGCACACCCGCUCUGAGAAAUCACAUGUCAGUCAGCCCACAUGUCCGGGUGGUAUGAAUAUGGAAGGGAUGGUUUCGAGUAAAACUGUGGUGAAUGGUCAUUCUAAUGCAAGUUCCAUUUCCAUAUGUAAUAGCGUGAAGUCCGCGUGUCAAGUGCCAGAGAUCGAAUUCGAGAAAUAUUCGGACAACAAUCCCCCACCUUCUCAAAAGAAGGCUGAAUUGGCAUCCCACGAAAAGGAUUUUUGCACCGAUCAAUCAAGAUUAUACGAACAACACCCAAUUUCCUCUGGCUUACAAGGUCUUGGUUUAGAUAAAAAAAGUUUAGUGGAGGCUUACACUCACUUGAACAACCAGAUUUUGAUAAAGGAAAGAACGAUUACAGAAAUUGAGGCCCACGGUGACAAACCGGAACUUCGAAAGAAAGUGGAUGAACUUUGCUUGUUUAUAAGCGUAGAAAAAGCUAAACGUGAAGUUAUGGUGGCCUCUCUCAUCGCGCGCGAGUGGAAAAGUCGAUGGGACGAAUUCAGAGCUUUAUUCGAAGAUAACACUUCCCACAAUGCACCUCAUGAUGAACAGGCCCACCACAAAAAGUGGUCUGAGAUUUCUAACGAAGUGUCCACCAAGGACGAGGCUAUUGCUGAGUUAGAGAGGCGGAUGGACGUUCUUGUAAGUGGUGGAGAAAAUACCCGUUCUAGGUAUGCAGAGAUGGGCGAGCUUUCCAGCAAAAUGGCGGCUGAGUACGAUGCUAAAAUGGCAUUAGAAGGCGAACGUGAAGAGGUUUUUGUGGGUCUAGUAAAAUCAAGUAUUCGCAUUCGGUGGCUAGUUAAAAACGCCUUGCUAUAG
Molecule: messenger RNA, 2097 nt
Organism: Plasmopara halstedii
Lineage: Eukaryota; Oomycota; Peronosporomycetes; Peronosporales; Peronosporaceae
Product: Zinc finger, C2H2
Exons: 1
Coding region: 1-2097 (698 amino acids)
Source: RefSeq, a predicted model, not a curated record